Molecule: messenger RNA, 1269 nt
Organism: Cyclocybe aegerita
Lineage: Eukaryota; Fungi; Basidiomycota; Agaricomycetes; Agaricales; Hemipholiotaceae
Source: the annotation of a GenBank genome assembly
AUGGGUCUUUGGGGCUUACUAAAGACGCUGAUUGUCAAAUCACCCGCCCAAUAUCAUUGGAGGACGGAGUGUCGGAUAAAGCGAUUAGGCCCGCUGUCCAAGAGAAUCGUUCUUGCUGCCACCAGGCACCAGGGGGGAGCUCGCAUAUUCCAAGGUCCUCUCAAGUACUCCCUCACCAUGUCCAACAACGACCGGAAUGCCCUCAGCAUCGUUGACCGCCUUCAAAUGGCAUGGAUUCUGCUGCCAGCGCCAAUCGUCGCGGUAUGGGCUCUGGUACAGGCGCCAUUCACGACGCACGGGAGAUCCAAAAGCUGGAAGAGGAACAUACUUGACCGGCUAUUCCGCUGGAUAAUUUCAGGGAUGAACAGGAGGCAGGCGCGUGCGUUACUCGGGACGACGCGGGGAGCAUAUGACCAGUUCCUCAAGGAGCACAAGAUGGAACCAGUGGUGGAGGAGAUCGGAGAAGAUGCCAGGUUGCUCUGGAUUGGUCCCAAGCAGACAGAACGUGUUUUGCUGUAUCUUCACGGCGGGGCUUUCCUGUUGGGCAUGUCAUCGUUCGCAGCUUCGUUCUGGAAAUACAUGCAGGAUCACCUAGGGAAGCGAGGGAAGCCAACCGGAGUUGCCAUCCUCAAUUAUACGCUCGUGCCCGAUCUUCAAUUCCCUGGUCAGCUAAAGCAAGGGGUCCGGGCCGUGCAACACCUCUUGGACUCUGGCGUCAAACCCGAGAACAUCCAACUCGUCGGCGACUCUGCUGGUGGGGCCUUCAUCUACCAGAUUUGGUCCCAUAUCCUUCACCCUGUGGAUGGGGUACCGAAGCUAGAACUCUCCUCGCCGUUCGGCGGCGCAUAUCUGGUGUCCCCAUGGGUGCGAAUGAUCGACGACGAGGGCAAAUUCUUCCCUUCCAAAGGCAACUUGGAUUAUUUGACACCUGCAACGGGAAACUACUGGGGCCACAAGGUGUUGGAUGGCCUUCCCGCGUCAGCCAUUCCCUAUGUCGAGGCGAACAGCACACCGGAGGGCUGGCUGCAGGGUGUGGAGAAAUGCGUGAAGCGCGUCCUCAUCAGCGCAGGUGGUGUAGAAACCCUCUGCGGCGAGAUCAUCAAAUUCCAGGAAGUCGUCAAGAAACACCAUAAGGAUGUGACGUUCUACCUGCAGGACCAUGGUGUCCACAACGAGCCCUAUCAAGAUUUUAUGACCAAGGAGAAGAAGUUGGGGAAAUUGACACCUUUGGUUCUUGACUGGCUGGAUGCGGGGUUCGAAAAAAGCUAG